AUGCAUGUACCAGGAGGAGUAACGCAGCGGGAAGCAACCUGUAACGCGAUGGCCGCGCGGCGUAGCCAGUACGACCGGCAUGGCACAAAACUGCGGCGAUGGCUGGCGUGGAACCGCUGGAGGAUGAGCGGGGGUAUCAAAGAAUCUCCGGAGGGAAUUCAGCCGUUCGGUGCCCAGCUGAUGACGGACGACGCGGGGCACCGCUUCCUCGUCCGCCAACCCCGCUCGAGCGCCAGCGCGAAACCUCUGCUAACGUGGGAAGCCAAAGCGUCUCAAUCACAGUUAGAUAUUGCUGGAGAAAGACAGUCGGCUGAUACACAAGCAGCAACAAAAUAUAGUGCAACAUUUGAAAAAUUUUUAAAUGACUAUGAUCUCACAGCCGAUCAAAUUUGUAAUGCUGAUGAAACAGGGGUUUACUGGAAGUGUUUGCCCACAAAAACUUUGGCUGGAAACCAAGAACGAAAUGCAACAGGUUUUAAGCUUAAUAAGGAAAGAUUAACCGUUCUUCUAUGUGCUAAUGCUUCAGGUCAGCAUAAAAUUAAGCUUUUGGCGAUUGGCAAAUUUAAGCGCCCACGGGCCUUUAAAGGAAUUGUGCACUUGCCUGUGACCUAUAAAGCCCAAAAGAGUGCUUGGAUGGACAAAGACAUAUUUCACGAUUGGUUUGUUCAUGAUUUUGUUCCAUCAGUUCGUCAGAACUUAAGGAAAUUGGGGAAGCCUGCAAAUACAAAGUGCCUGCUACUUCUCGACAACUGUAGGGCCCACCCGCAUGAAUCAAAAUUAGUCUCUGAUUGCGGGAAUAUUUAUGCAUGUUACUUGCCACCAAACGUAACAUCAUUGAUUCAACCCAUGGAUCAAGGAGUCAUUAGGAACUUUAAAUGUCACUAUAAAAAUGAUUUUAUGACGAAAAUGAUGAAUGAGAAUGUCAACCCUACAGAAUUUCAACGCAGUUUUACGAUCAAGGAUGCAAUAUUUUCACUCGUGACUGCCUGGAAUGCAGUCACGAGUGAAACACUUUUAAGAGCGUGGCGAAAGUUGUGGCCGAAAGUGAUGUUUGCAGAUCUAGUGUGUGAUCAAGACAAAGAUUUUGAAGGAUUCCACAUAAAGCAGAGGGCAUCUGAAGUGCAAGAACUGAUGGAGACUGUUAAAUUAUCUCUGGAAGACAACCCUCUACGCAAGCUUAAUGCUGCUGACAUAGAAGAGUGGAUACACAUUGACGAUGAUAUUGAAGUUGCAUCCACUUUCACUGAUCAAGAAAUCAUUCAAAGCAUUACAACUCCUGAGAAGAUAGAAGAGAAUUGUUCAGAAGAAUCUGGUGAAGAAGACGACAAAGUUGAAGAAAAGAUAUCUUGGGCUGCUGCAGAAAAGGGCAUUGAAACAGUUAUUAAAUUUGUGGAACAGAACCAUGGCUUCAGUCUUCAAGACGUCAUGCAUGCACACAUGGUGCAGAAUAAUCUUAUCACAAAGAAAUUACAAAGUCGUAAACAAGGUGAUAUACGAAAGUAUUUAAAGAAAGCAGUGUCAAGCAGUGCAGCAGAUGCAGUAGAAGCUGCAAGUGUUCCACCCACAAGCAGUGCAGCAGACGAUACACAUGUACAGUAG
Molecule: messenger RNA, 1599 nt
Organism: Homarus americanus (American lobster)
Lineage: Eukaryota; Metazoa; Arthropoda; Malacostraca; Decapoda; Nephropidae
Product: jerky protein homolog
Exons: 3
Coding region: 1-1599 (532 amino acids)
Cellular component (GO): nucleus
Molecular function (GO): DNA binding
Source: RefSeq, a predicted model, not a curated record